Cladocopium goreaui is the source of this 426-nucleotide messenger RNA. Lineage: Eukaryota; Dinophyceae; Suessiales; Symbiodiniaceae. The record is from the annotation of a GenBank genome assembly.
AUGAGUGAAGCUUCAAGUGCACUUGUGCCAGGCGACGUGGUGAAGCAGCUCCACACCUGUCACUUCUACGUGGUCUUGGAUACCAGCUGCGGCAACACCAUCGUUACGGAGAAGCUGGCGGAUGGUAGUACCACCUGGGUGGUCAACCCCAACUGCCUGGAGGACCGCAAUUCCUUGGCCAAGUUGAUGGUUUGUUUGGACAUCCGUAUGGAGAAGGCGACGGUGCGUAACUUGAAGAUCACGCAGGAAAGUGCCUUGGUUGUCCGAGAGCGCAAGCGCUACGCACGCGCCAUUUUCUCCUUGGUCUCUCCUCGAAGUUUGGAAAUCACCGGCGGAAGGCCGUGGAUCAUGGGAUCAUCCCCAUGGUCGGUUUCAGGUUGCAUCGAAGUUUCUUCUUUUUUUUGUUUACCAUCUGGUUAUGACUAA